Molecule: messenger RNA, 972 nt
Organism: Candidozyma auris
Lineage: Eukaryota; Fungi; Ascomycota; Pichiomycetes; Serinales; Metschnikowiaceae
Product: RNA-binding ATPase activator ESF2
Exons: 1
Coding region: 1-972 (323 amino acids)
Biological process (GO): endonucleolytic cleavage to generate mature 5'-end of SSU-rRNA from (SSU-rRNA, 5.8S rRNA, LSU-rRNA); small-subunit processome assembly; endonucleolytic cleavage in 5'-ETS of tricistronic rRNA transcript (SSU-rRNA, 5.8S rRNA, LSU-rRNA)
Cellular component (GO): nucleolus
Molecular function (GO): RNA binding
Source: RefSeq, a predicted model, not a curated record
AUGGCAAAAGCGAAAACAACGAGGGAUUUUCUUCCGGCAGAUGAUUCGAAUAGUGAUGCAGAGUACAGUGACGCUCCUGCUAGUAAAUAUCUGAAGAAAUUAGACCUGGAGGACGAGGACGACUUUUUCUCUGACGACGAAGACGAGAAGGUGUAUCAAACCAGAGGGAAAUCUACCACUAAGACGUUUCAAAGUGAUGAGGAAGACGAAGAUAAUGAGGACGGUGAGAAAGAUAAAGAGAGUGAUGAGAUCAAGCCUGAAAGUAAAUCAAAGGACGAGACCACUGCCAUGGUGAAUGAGCAAAAGAAGAGAUCGAAGAAGUUAAAGAAACUUACGCCUGAGCAGCUUGCCAAAGAGCAAAAGAAAAUCAAGAAGACUGGCGUUUGUUAUCUAUCUAGCAUUCCUCCCUACAUGAAGCCAGUGAAGCUAAGAUCGAUAUUGUCUAAGUUCGGCAAGCUAGAUAGAAUCUUCUUGAAGCCCGAGGACGAAGCGUCAUACAAGAAGAGAGUCAAAUAUGGAGGUAAUAAGAAAAGAAAGUAUACAGAAGGCUGGGUCGAAUUUGUGAACAAAAAGGACGCCAAGCUCUGUGCUCAAACCAUGAACGGUAAUAUUAUUGGCGGCAAGAAAUCAUCAUACUACCAUGACGACAUCAUGAACAUCAAAUACUUAUCAGGGUUCAAGUGGUUCGAUUUGACCCAACAGAUUGCCAAGGAGAACGAAAUCAGACAAGCGAAGUUGUCAAUGGAGAUCUCGCAGCAGCAGAAACUUAAUAAGACAUUUGUCAACAAUGUUGAGCGGUCUAAGCGUGAACAACGAAAGAGGAAAGCUGAGGGAGAUGACGGCCAGGAAGAGAAAUUCAGAAGAACUUUCGACCAACGUGACAUCACGAGUAUGAGACAUGACGCCAAACCACAAUUUAAGAAGGCUAGUAAUAGUGAGAACUUAGACAGUGUUCUUUCUAAGGUUUUCUAA